UUUUUUGCCGGGCGCGAGACUUGCGAUGCCGAGGUCACCGACACGAGUCGACGCGCUCGAGGAGAUCUCCGGCUGGGACACCGAACAGGCCUUUAUCAGCCACAGCCAGCGCCUAUCAGCCAGCCUAUCUAUUUUCAACGUGGCGUUAUCGACGCCCGCUUUGCGCCCUUAUUGGACAUGACACAUGACACUUGUUUCAUGUCAAAACAGCUUAUUAAAUGGUUCCAAAAGACCACGCUUAUGGAUUGUUAAUGUGGAAUGAUUUUCUCCAGUAUUUAAGGUUUUUAAUGCAGAACCGCUUUCUGUUUUUGUGAAUGCUGAGUUUAAAAGGAAUUAACAUAAAAAUUGACUGCUAUAUCGGUAUUUCGAGCUUGAUUAAUGUGACGGCUCUAAUAAGAGAUUGAUAACGUUAUAGAUAGAAGAUGGCCAAUUUGGAAAUAUAUUUUAUGGAUUAAGAAAGAAGAUCAGAAUGCAGAAGAGGAAGCUUGCGUAUUUGUAUUAAGUUUCUUGGAAUUGUGCGAGAGGUUUGAAGUAACUGGAUAUGGGAGUGAUGUUUGAGAAUGGACUGCAAGAAUGCUGCAAAGCUGUCACUAAACGUCAAGUUGAUGGGGAUGAGUUUUUACACUUGACUGAAGGAAAAUUGUUGUUAUGGAAAAGUGAUCUGAGUCGACCACAGAUAUGGAGUCUCUGGACGUUUGUAGAAGAAGUAAAAAAGUGUCCUGAGAAAUAUUUGGAAGACAAAACUGAUCAACAGAUUAAUGAAGAAUUGAAAAGCGCUAUUGCUUCUCCGGGAAUGGGGUUGGAAGAUAAAAGUAAUGAGAACGUUACACAAUUUCGUUCCAACUCUAUGAUUCCUUCAAAGGUGCUUCAAAGAGAGGAUCAGGCAUUCAAGCAGCAUAUCGUCAAUGAGAAAAACUUAACAUGUCCUAAUUCUGAAGAAAAUUGUAUGUAUGCUAAUUCAGAGUCCAAAGUAGGGGAUGAAAACAUAUAUUCUAAUGUAGAAGUUGAUAUUGAAUCAAAAAAGUCCAGCAUGGAAAUGAGAACAAAAAAUAUGAUGAUCUUAGCUAAGGAACUUAGGGAACAAUUAAAUUUAAGAGAAACGGUAAAAUUGAAAACUGAAACUGUACUUAAGAAACCUGCAUCUCCCCCAUUGGAAACCAAACAAAACAACGAACCUUUACAACAUUCCGAAUUUAAUGAGAGGACUCUUCCGAAACCUCCUGCUAUAAUAAGAAAUUUGGACCUUGUUGCUAAUUUACCAACUCGGAUGGAAGAAAGUGAGGAUGAUUAUGAAAGUUUUGAUGAGCAAAUCGUUCAGCAGCAUCGUCAGGGAAAUGUGCUUAAAGAUGAGAAUAGACACUCUCUUGCAGGUAGUUUCCAAAGUUCUAUGGAUAGUGUUUAUCACCCUCCCAGUACAACGAGUCAAGAGGAAGAAGAAUAUGAAAUAUAUGAAUCUAUCACUGAAGUUGGAGAUGAUGACGAGUAUUAUUUAAGGCCAAUUUCUCGAGUGAAACCUGUAGAUGUUCCCCCACCACUGCCUGAUAAGCUACCAUCAACUCCAUCUCCUGUACCGAGCAUCAAAGCCUCCGAGAAGAAAGCAGAUAGAUCAAGGGAAAAGAAAUUUGCAACAUUGCCAAAUUCUGGAGACGAAUCUUCGGGGCGAUCUGAAAGAGCUAGUAGACCUUUACCUCCUCCUCCUGAUAGAUUAACUUACUUGGACAAACCGUGGUUUCAUAAUGUAACCAGAAAUCAAGCAGCUGCUCUUAUAAAAGGACAAACUUCACGUGGCGUUCCAAGAGAUGGGUAUUUUUUAUUGAGACCUUCCUAUUCAAAUCCUAGUAAUCCUCUGACGCUCGUUGUGUGGUGUAAGGAUAGAGUAUACAAUAUUCCAGUCAGAAAAAGAGCCGACAAUUGGUAUGCCCUUGGAUCGGAAAAGUCAAAAGAACCAGUAUUCGCAAGCGUGGAAGAAAUUGUUUCAGUGUACUCGAGGGAAGAGUUAUUACUUGAUUCGGAAGGAGUACGAACUGAAAGUACAAAACUGACGGAAACUCCUUCGAAAUAAUCUCUGGACUACUUAGAAGUAUUUUCUACACAUUCCUUUAAGAGUAUGAACCAAGAAAAAACGUAACAUAAUAGCGGCUGUUACAUCCAAAGCGGAUUAUGAUAAUUUUAUUACAUUAGAGUAAAUUAAGUAUUCUUGUGCGCGCGUUUUCGAAUUCUUCUCAGAAAUAAAAUACUCACGACAUGCUUAUUGUCGUAUGUAUUACAAUUUUAAUAGAUCGUCGUCUGAGAAGUAUUCAAUAUUGGCUCGGGCAUAUACAGAAAUAGGGUUUAUAGUACGACCGUGGUUUAUAGCUUAUAAUUAAUAUUGAAGUACUGGAUGCCUUAAAGUAUGGAAUAUAUUUUUAAUGGUUUAUCAUAGCAUGGAAACAGAAAUUGGAAUGGAGUGUUGAAAUGAAUACAUAUUGCAGACCGUUUGGCGACUAUCGCACAUAUAAAAUGCAAGAAUUGCAGUCAUAAUAAACGGAAUUUGCGUUGUGCUGACAACUCGUUUAAUGGUAAUUGUGAAAAACCGUUCUGACCGGAAUAGUUAUCGCAUAGCAAUAGACUGAUGUUUCAAGACGCAAUGCGGUAGUAAAAUGAUAACGUUAUUGUUAAAAUAAGAAAAGCUCUCGAUACAUUAAUUUGACCAUUUUAAUAAUCCAUUAAACAGUUACGAUUAUUAUAUCAUGUAUUAGCAACGCAUCAUUGAAUAAUUUGGGAAGUUUUAAGUCCCGGAAUUUUAUGAUAUGUCAAGUUUGAUAUCACAUAUAGUUAAAAUGUUUUACUUGAAUAGACAUAUUUAAUUGAUGCCAUUUAUUGAUUAUAUUAAUAUUCUACAUUGAUUUAUAGCUUGACUUGAUUUUUAACAUUUGAUUUGGUGCAAAUUUUUAUUGAUGUGAAAUUUUAGGUCUUUAGAUAGACAGAUUUAUUUAAAUAUGAAAAAUCCGUCCUUAGCCUUUUAUUCGGCUACUAAUUACAGGCGAUCUCGCAUAAAAUUAGAAGCUUGUCAUGAUUUUCGAAAAAAAUUGGAUGAGUUUCCCAUAUAUCACGAUAUUAUGCUCUAACAAAUGUCUUUCAUAAUCUGAGAUCUAGUGUUAUUUAAUUUUAUUAAAUAUACGUAUCUAAAAUACAUAUCUUAUAUCUCUGAAAUUGACUUAUUAUGACAUUGUCAUUUUUGUUCCAUUAAGUUGAAAAUUCUUAAUUACGGAAAUGCAAGUAUUUACCACUGUUGAGUAUAUUUAAUAGAACCAUAGUGAAAGUGGCUGCAUCCACCGAGAAUAUAAAUAACGAAUAAUUUGAUUAUGUAACUCCGUAUUUUGUAUUUAUUUUAGAGGAUUCUAUUUAAGAUUUUCAUCGGAGUAAAGGAUUACUCAUGUUUAAGAAAGUUGCAAUAUUGUAUUAUUUACAAACAAUAAUAGUAUUUUAAAAUGUGCGUUAGUUAGCUUUUGUUAAGUGGUAUCGUUGAGUUCAAUGGCUUGUACGUUGCAAUUGUGCCUUUUUGCUUAUCACUCUUGCGCUUAUUGUAAGAGUCUAAUUAAUGCAAGUGAUGAAGCUAAAAAGGAAAGAUAGAAAGUGGGCGGAGCUAUAUUUUCCACCGGAGCCACUUUGCUUAGUGCUUAGACAUGUUUAUAAAAUGUUAAGAAAUGAGACGAGAACUUAUACAUGAUAUGUAUUGUAUACAUAGAUGCUGUACUAAUGGAACCGUCCAAAACUAUUUCAUCUCCGAGACCUUUGUAAGAGGUAACAAUUGAAGACUGCAGUGGAAAAGCGAUUUAAGCCAAAAAAAGUAAACAUCGAGAUUUUUAUAACUAAAAGUAUUGAACAAAAUAGUACAUAAUGGCCUUUACAUUUACAUAUCGAAAUACGUUAAUCGAAAUAUAAAGGUGUUUUUUAAAAUCGUAGUUUGCUACUGGUGGGUUUUCUUAAUAGGUAAAUUGCGAUUAUUAUAAAAUAGCGCAAAUCUGAUCUAGAUUAUUCUUCCUCUGCAGUUUUCAAUUAUUUUCAUGCCGUUAUUGUCGAACUUCGGAAACUUUUGAUUGACUUGGGGAAUAAUAUUCGCGUAUGUACAUUUCCACGUUUUUCUACCAAUUUUUUACCAGAAUAUAAAAUGAGAUAGGACGAACGACUAAAUUUCUCUUAUCUUCAAUAAGUGCAUCAUUAAUAUCUGUAUCAGCAAUGAACGACUGUACAUAACGUGCUGUCACAAGAUUUUCAUUUAAGAGACACGAUGUAAGUUUACGAAUUUUCUAACAUGUCAUUGUAAUUUUAUAAAAUGCUGAAUAGAUAUUAAAUCUAUGUUUUUACCGUG
Messenger RNA from Orussus abietinus, 4351 nucleotides. Its product is annotated as B-cell linker protein. Gene Ontology annotation, biological process: intracellular signal transduction; cell surface receptor protein tyrosine kinase signaling pathway. The transcript has 9 exons. The coding region runs from base 542 to 2062 and encodes 506 amino acids. The record is from RefSeq and is a predicted model, not a curated record. NCBI's taxonomy places the organism in Eukaryota, Metazoa, Arthropoda, Insecta, Hymenoptera, Orussidae.